This is a messenger RNA of Condylura cristata (star-nosed mole), 903 nucleotides long. Its product is annotated as taste receptor type 2 member 4-like. The record is from RefSeq and is a predicted model, not a curated record. NCBI's taxonomy places the organism in Eukaryota, Metazoa, Chordata, Mammalia, Eulipotyphla, Talpidae. Gene Ontology annotation, molecular function: bitter taste receptor activity; G protein-coupled receptor activity. The transcript has a single exon. Gene Ontology annotation, biological process: G protein-coupled receptor signaling pathway; sensory perception of taste; detection of chemical stimulus involved in sensory perception of bitter taste. Gene Ontology annotation, cellular component: membrane.
AUGCGCCACUCAGUGUUUUUCUCGGCUGUUAUCGUCUCCACAAGUGUUAAUUCUGUCGGACUCUUUGCCAGCCUGUUUAUUGCGGUGGUCAGUUACAAGACUGGGAUGCAAAACCAUAGACUCUCCAGUUUCGACAGGCUCCUGGUUAGCCUGGGCAUCAACCGCUUCCUGUUGCUGGGAUUGUUUCUUCUGUAUAUGAUAUACACAUUUGUCUUUGCAAAUGUUGAAAAGUCAGGGCAUGUAUUUACCGUCUUAACACCGUGUUUCAUAUUUUUGGACUCUAACAGCCUGUGGUCUGUAACCUUGCUCAACACCUUGUACUGUGUGAAGAUUACUAAUUACCAGCACUCAGCGUUUCUGCUGCUGAAGCGCAACCUCCCUGCCAAGGUUCCCCGGCUGCUGCUGGUCUGUGUGCUGCUUUCUGCCUUCUCCACUCUCCUGUAUCUUGUGCUCCUACAGACAUCACCCCUUCCUACGUAAGUGACUGGGAGGAAUGGCACCGAGUUUCACAUCAGUGUGGACACUGUAUCUUUGGUGACCUCUUUGGUGUGGAGUUCGUUUCUGCAGUUCCUCAUCAACGUGACAUCUGCGUCCCUGUUAAUCAGCUCCUUGAGGAGACAUGUGCAGACGCUGCAGAGAAGCACUACUAUUCUUUGGAAUCCCCAGAUUGAAGCUCAUGUGGGCGCUAUGAAGCUGAUGAUCUUCUUCCUGGUCCUGUACAUUCCCUACUUCCUGAGUACCCUGUUGUUUUUUCUGCCUUCUCCUGUUAGCAUGGGUUUGGAGGUGGGAAUUAUUUGUGUGAUCAUUCCUGCUCUUUACCACCCAGGACAUUCUGUGCUCAUUAUUCUCACACAUCCUAAACUGAAAACUAAAGCCAAGAAGUGUCUUUGUUUCAACAGCUAG